AUGCCGCCCAAGUUUGUACCCCGCGAUCGUAAGAAGGGCAGGAUUGCCAAAGCCAAAGCAAAGAACUCGCACUCGCACGACGAACCUGAAGAUGCAAACGCCGCCGAAAUCGUCCCUCCCACGCCCUCAGAAAAAGAAGCCCGUCGCACUGCACUCCAAGCCGAGAUUCGCGCUCAGAAUAGCACAUCGGUCAUCUCUGGCAAGAAAAAGAAGAGACUGGACAAGUACAUCGACAACAAGCUCAAGAAGGAGGAAAACUUGGCUCUGAUCAAGAAACUCGCCGCGCAAAAGGUCGAUACGAGUUUGUUGCUGAGCUCGAAGAAGCUUGGAAGAGGUGGAGAGUCUGCGAGGGAGAGAAUGGAGAGGGCCUUGAGGGAGAAAGAGCAAGGGAUCAACAUUGAAGCCAACGAUGCUAUUCUGUUCGAGCAACGAAAGAGGCCGGCGCUUGAGUUGGAGAGCGAGUCUGAGGACGACCAGACUUUGACACCGCAAGUCAACGGUUCAAAAUUCGCUCCUGCCAAAGCUCUAGCACCAGCGCCCGCGCCAGCGUCAGGCAAAGGUGGACUCUUCGCCGCUGGCCAGGGCUUGUUUGGCAGUGGCUUGAAGAGACCGCUCGAGACAGACGAGGAAGGAAAGCCAGUCAUCAAGAGCAGGAAACGCACAAAGGUCGUCACCAAGUCUGCCCCUGUAGUCGCCCAGGAGCCCGAAUGGGAAGGCUUCUCUGGCGACGAGAAUGCCGAAGACGACGAGGAUGAGGAUGAGAAUUCAGAAGACGACAUCGAAGACGGCGAGGAAGACUCGGAAGAGGACGAGGAGGACGAUGACGAUGAAGACGAGGAAGACUCAGAUGAAGAUUCGGAAGACGAGUCGGAGUCGGACGAGGACAUGGAAGACGCAGAGGCCAUGUGGGCUACCGAGCAACGAAACCAGGCCAUAGGCUUCGUUCCCUCGACAAAUCUCGAUACCGUAAACUCGACGACGGUCAAACAACCAACAAACUUCGUCCCUCGCGCUCCUUCACCAGAAACCCUCCCUCCCGAACUCGCCGUAUCCGCCACCACAGAGUCAGACAACCGCCCUGCCGAAGCGAGAUUGAAGUUGCCUGUUGUGCAAGAAGAGCAGAAGAUUAUGGAAGCCGUUCACAACAACAACGUCCUUGUCGUUUGGGGUGCCACUGGUUCCGGUAAAACAACUCAAGUUCCCCAGAUGAUGUUCGAAAGUGGCUACGGCAGCAAGAUCGGACAAACAGAUGGAGAGGGCAAGGCCAAGGGCAUGAUUGGUGUCACUCAACCUCGUCGUGUCGCUGCUGUCAGUGUGUCAGAGCGUGUGGGCACUGAAUUGUGCGACAUGAAAGAUCGUGUCGGUUACCAGAUUCGCUUCGACACCACCGUCUCGAAGGACACUGCUAUCAAGUUCAUGACUGAUGGUAUUCUGCUGAGAGAAAUUGCCAACGACUUCAUCCUGUCCAGAUACUCUGCUAUCGUUAUCGAUGAAGCCCACGAACGCUCCGUCAACACCGACAUUCUGAUUGGUAUGAUGAGCAGAAUCGUGGACCUUCGUGCUCAGAUGGCAAAGGAGGAGCCUGAAAAGUACUACCCACUGAAGCUGGUCAUCAUGAGUGCCACUCUCCGCAUUACCGAUUUCACCGAAAACACCCGCCUCUUCAGAAAUGGCCCACCCCCGAUCGUCAAGGCAGAGGGCAGACAAUUCCCCGUUACUGAUCAUUUCGCCCGUAAGACAACACAUGACUAUGUUGAUGACAUGUUCCACAAGAUCAGUAGAGGUCACAAGAAGCUGCCACCUGGUGGCAUGCUCUGUUUCCUUACUGGCCAGCAAGAGAUCAUUCAGCUCGCAAAGAAACUGCGUCAAGCAUUCCCUGCCGAUACUGGAAGUCAGGUCAAGCAACCCAGAGUUCAUGUAUCUGCUGCAGAUGCACCGCUCGAGAUUGAUGACAUGGACGCCGAGGCUCAGCCUGUGUCGAGAAGGGACGAUGAUGAUGACGACGACUCGGACAUUGAGAUCAGAGGUCUGGAUGAUGAAGAGGACGACAAGGAGUUCGAGAUCGAAGGGGAAGAGCAACCCGUGGAAGCGCUCAGAGUCCAUGUGCUACCUCUCUACUCGCAACUUCCCACAAAGCAACAACUCAAGGUUUUCGAGGAACCGCCGGCAGGCUCGAGACUGAUCGUUCUUGCCACCAACGUUGCCGAAACAUCUCUUACCAUUCCUGGAGUUCGCUACGUCUUUGAUUGUGGACGCUCAAAAGAAAAGAAAUACGAAGCAUCGACCGGUGUUCAAACCUUCGAGAUUGACUUUAUCAGCAAGGCCAGUGCUGCACAGAGAGCCGGUCGUGCUGGUCGUACAGGACCAGGUCACUGUUACCGCCUCUACUCGUCGGCUGUCUACGAGCGCGACUUCGAAGAGUACGCCAUCCCCGAGAUUCUGAGAUCACCAAUCGAGGGCGUUGUUCUAUCGCUCAAGAACAUGGACAUUCAAACUGCACUCGCCAAAGCCGAAAAACUCCUUACCUACCUUGGUGCUAUCGACGCACAUGGCAAGAUCACAGAGACUGGAAAAGAGUUGGCCGCAUACCCCUUGUCACCGAGAUUCGCAAGAAUGCUGUUGUUGGGCAGACGUUACAACCUCUCAGCACACACGAUAGCUCUCGUAGCCUCUCUUGCUGUACCCGAGCUCUUCAUCCCUCAAACUCAAUACAAUCUCGAGAACGCUCCUGAUGAGGAAGAGUCGGAUGACGAGAACGACACUGCCAGAGAACGUUUUGCCAAGCGUCAAAUCCGCACAGAAGCAGAUAACAUCGCCGCCUCGGCAGCAGAAGUCAAGCGAAGGGCAUACGGAAAAGCUCACGCUACACUCUCACGCUGGGACGACCGUAGUGACGCAUUGAAGUUGUUGACAGCAAUGGCCGCAUACUCUGCUUCAUCCUCUCCUGCAUCCUUCUGUUCCGACUACUUCUUGCGCGAAAAGGCCAUGAAAGAAGCUGGACAACUAAAACAGCAAUUAACAGCUAUCGUACGCAGUCACUCCCGUACUGGUACCGAUGACCCAACACUUUCACAAAAGACACUGCCGCCACCCACAGACAAGCAACGCGCCAUCCUCAAACAAUUCGUUGCAGCCGGAUUCAUCGACCAAGUCGCUGUCCGCGCCGACAUCAUCGGCGUAGCACUAUCCCGUAACCCUCGCCGUGCGAUCGAAGUACCCUAUCGAACACUCUUCACCUCCAGCAGUGGAGACAUCGUAGGCCAAGACCCUGAAGCCCGCGCCGCAGCCAAACUCUCUUACGUACAUCCCUCGUCUGUGUUGGCGAGAUUGACAGUCCCCGAGAUGCCUGAUUAUAUCAUCUACUCGCAUCUCUCGCGUCAAGCACCUUCGCCUCCUUUUGACACGAUACCUAAGACUAGACUCCACCCUCUGACAACAGUGACAGCUAAGCAAUUGGCAAAUCUUGCAGAAGGCACGCCGUUAUUGGAAGUCGGCAAGCCGGUUGGAAAGAUUGAGCAAUUGCCUAGAGGUGCUGAUGGCAGAGAGCGUAGAGAAGUCUGGGUUGGUCUGAGUUUGAGAGGAGAAAAGGAAGGCACACCUUGGCCCGUGGGUGCAAGGAAGGUGGUGCAGAAACGCGUUGGUGGUGCCUGGGAAGUUGAGAAGGUCGUCGGAUAA
Aureobasidium vineae is the source of this 3675-nucleotide messenger RNA. The record is from the annotation of a GenBank genome assembly. Lineage: Eukaryota; Fungi; Ascomycota; Dothideomycetes; Dothideales; Saccotheciaceae.